AUGUUAUUGCUGGUGUUUCGUUUGCGGGAAGAACAACCUUUGGUAACCGUGGUGGAGACAGCACAUUUACCCAUUUAUGCAAUACGAUUUCCCGCCCUGGCCGUGUGCCCCUUCAAUCACAUCAAUUGGAUCCGUUAUCAUGCUGCCGAAAGGAAAUAUCUUCCCAGAAAUGCUACGAAAGAAAUGCGUGAGGCAUUCUAUCAUCUACUGGUGGCCAUGGAACAUGUGGCUUUUGAUUAUUUAACCCCGAUUGGGAAGCUGUUAAAACGUGGCCCCCUACCACCGGUUAUAAGUGAUAUUCCUCUAUAUGAUUUGUCAUUGUAUAUGGCUUUUCGUUGCAAUGAAGUAUUUGUUUGGUGUGAAUUCGACACAACCAAAUAUGAUUGUUGUAAGCUUUUUAUUCGAGAACGUACCGAUAUGGGGGUAUGUUUAGUGUUCAAUUCGUUGGUUUCGGAGGAGUCGAAGGUGAAAAAGAUAGCUGAUCCCUCAUAUCCUUGGAGGGUAAGGGAUUCCGGUGAAACGUCCGGUUUAACAUUUAUGCUUAGACAAAAUGCAAGUUAUGUUAGGCCGAAUAGUACGGCUCCAUUUCGAUUCAGUCUUUUGAUCAAACAAUCUGAAGAAUGGACACAACAGCUGUAUCAUCAUUUCUAUCCCAAUACCAAUGCUGAUGUCAUGAUAACACCGAUACUAACCGAAACUGCAUCGGAGGCUCGACUUAUUGAUCCAGAAAAACAAUGA
This is a messenger RNA of Musca domestica (house fly), 738 nucleotides long. Its product is annotated as pickpocket protein 19-like. The record is from RefSeq and is a predicted model, not a curated record. The coding region runs from base 1 to 738 and encodes 245 amino acids. Gene Ontology annotation, biological process: sodium ion transport. Gene Ontology annotation, cellular component: membrane. The transcript is spliced from 4 exons. Lineage: Eukaryota; Metazoa; Arthropoda; Insecta; Diptera; Muscidae. Gene Ontology annotation, molecular function: sodium channel activity.